Entelurus aequoreus (snake pipefish) is the source of this 3004-nucleotide messenger RNA. Its product is annotated as solute carrier organic anion transporter family member 3A1-like. Lineage: Eukaryota; Metazoa; Chordata; Actinopteri; Syngnathiformes; Syngnathidae. Gene Ontology annotation, cellular component: membrane. Bases 185 to 2386 code for a protein of 733 amino acids. The record is from RefSeq and is a predicted model, not a curated record. Gene Ontology annotation, biological process: prostaglandin transport; transmembrane transport; sodium-independent organic anion transport. The transcript has 9 exons. Gene Ontology annotation, molecular function: protein binding.
AUGCGGAGCGGACAUCGGCGUCUCUGAGAGCAGGGAGAGUCGCUCCCCCCCCCCCUCUUCCUCCUCCCCCCACCUCCUCCUCUUCCUCCUCUUCCUCUCCCCCCCGCAACGGAACCGGAUGAUCUCCGCCGGACCGGAGCCGCCGACGUCGACGAGCCGUCGCGGAGCCGCCUGAGGCCGCAGGAUGCAGGUGAGAGAUGCGGUGUGCACGGAGCGCAUCAGCAGCGACGAGCCGGAGCAGGAUGACGUCAGCCAGAAGAAGACGUCAUGCUUCUCCAACAUCAAGAUCUUCCUGGUGGCGGAAUGCGCGCUCAUGUUGGCUCAGGGCACGGUGGGCGCGUACCUGGUGAGCGUGCUGACCACCCUGGAGAGACGCUUCAACCUGCAGAGCGCCGACGUGGGCGUGAUCGCCAGCAGCUUCGAGAUCGGCAACCUGGCCCUCAUCCUCUUCGUCAGCUACUUCGGCGCCAAGGCCCACCGGCCGCGCUUGAUCGGCUGCGGCGGCAUCGUCAUGGCGCUGGGGGCGCUGCUGUCGGCUCUGCCCGAGUUCUUGACCCACCAGUACGAGUACGAGGCCGGGGACUCGUGGCACGCCGAGGACGGCCGGGACGUGUGCUCCAACAGCACCCGCUCGGACAACAAAGACUCUGCGUAUAAAUGCGGCGACCGCGCCAGCACCAACAUGAUGUACCUGCUGCUGAUCGGGGCCCAAGUCCUGCUGGGCAUCGGGGCCACGCCUGUGCAACCCCUGGGGGUGUCCUACAUCGACGACCACGUCCACAGGAAGGACUCCUCCUUGUACAUAGGGAUUUUAUUUUCCACGUUAGUGUUCGGACCGGCCUGUGGCUUCAUCUUAGGCUCCGUGUGUACCAAAGUCUACGUGGACGCCUUCUUCAUCGACACCAGUACGCUGGACAUCACCCCAGAAGACCCUCGCUGGAUCGGGGCGUGGUGGGGGGGCUUCCUCCUGUGCGGUGCCUUACUCUUCCUGUCGGCCCUCUUCAUGUUCGGCUUCCCUCAGGCCCUGGACCAGCAGGUUCUGGACGGCGAGAGCGAGCAGGCCAUGUUGCCCUCGCCCCUCAGCCUGGACUACCAGGCCUCCAGGGGCGUCCACGGCUUCGACAUCAACAGCGGCCUGUCCGUGUGCCAGCACCUGAGAGUCAUCCCCCGGGUCACCCGCCACCUGCUGUCCAACCCGGUGUUCAGCUGCAUCACGCUGGCCGCCUGCAUGGAGAUCGCCGUGGUGGCCGGCUUCGCCGCCUUCUUGGGCAAAUACCUGGAGCAGCAGUUCAACCUCACCACCUCCUCGGCCAAUCAGCUGCUAGGAAUGACGGCCAUCCCGUGCGCGUGUCUGGGCAUCUUCCUGGGCGGGCUGCUGGUCAAGAAGCUCAACCUGUCGGCCCUGGGAGCCGUGAGGAUGGCCAUGAUGGUCAACCUGGUGUCCACCGCCUGCUACGUCUCCUUCCUCUUCCUGGGCUGCGACACCGGCCCGGUUGCCGGGGUGACCGUCGCCUACAGCAACGAGACUCUGCGCUCGUGGCAGCGUCCGGAGUCUCCGUGCAUCAGCAGCUGCAACUGCUACACGGCGUCCGUCAGUCCGGUGUGUGGCGCCAACGGCGUCACUUACCUCUCCGCCUGCUUCGCCGGAUGCACCAAAGCGGUGAGUGGAAACGUCGGCGCGGGCCACCAGAGGGCGCCAAACAAAGACACCUUUUUUGUCUGCGCCAAACAAACACACCUUUUUUGUCUGCGUAGAACAAACACACCUUUUCUGUCUGUGCAGAACCUGACCGGAUGCGCGUGCGUCUCCGCCACCGGCGACGAGGCGGUGGCUCUACCGGGGAAAUGUCCGAGUCCCGGCUGCCAGCAGGCCUUCCUCACCUUCCUGUGCGUCAUCUGCCUGUGCAGCAUGAUCGGCGCCAUGGCGCAGACGCCCUCCGUCAUCAUCCUCAUCAGGACGGUGAGUCCGGACCUGAAGUCGUACGCUCUGGGCGUCUUGUUCCUGCUCCUCAGACUGAUCGGCUUCAUCCCGCCGCCGCUGAUCUUCGGUAUGGGCAUCGACUCCACCUGCCUGUUCUGGAGCUCGGUGUGCGGCGAGAAGGGCGCGUGCAUGUUGUACGACAACGUGGCGUACCGCCACCUCUACGUCAGCAUCGCCAUCGCCCUCAAGUCCUCCGCCUUCCUGCUCUACGCCACCACCUGGCAGUGCCUGCGCAGGAACUACAGGAAGUACAUCAUGAACGGCGAGGGCUGCCUCACGCCCACCGACCUCUUCUCCUCCAACCUGACUCUGGACCAGCUGGGCAAAGACUCCGCCCACAGCCCCGCCUCCGGCAGGACCAAGUACGUGUACAACCUGGACGACAACGCCGAGUCCGUCUUCUAGUCGCCGUGACGACGCUCCGUCACUCAGAGCCUCCACUUCCUGCGCCCAAAUAGUCCUUCCUUCGCAUAUUUACAUAUUUGCAUAUUUGCAUAUUCGCUAGACCCGCCCAUUUCCUUCAUAACAGUAAAUAUCAUACACCUGAUAAUAUAAUAAAUUAUUUUUUAUCAUUCUUCUUGUCAUUAAAAAAAUAUGUUAUUUUAUGUGCGCAUUCGUAUAAUAUUAUAUUAUUAUUUUAUUAUAAUAUUGAUGUACAAUUACAGUAGACAGUACUGUACUAGAAGUAUUAAAUUAAAACAAUCUAGUGUAGACUGCGCCGCAUAUUUACAUAUUUACAUAUUCAUAUUCGCUAGACCCACCCAUUAAAAAAUAUGUUAUUAUAUGUGCGCAUUCAUAUAAUAUUAUAUUAUUAUUUUAAUGUAAUAUUUAUGUACAAUUACAGUAGACAGUACUGUACUAUAAGUAUUAAAUUAAAACAAUCUAGUGUAGACUGCGCCGCAUAUUUACAUAUUCAUUUCCUUUAUAUUUUUAUCAUCCUUGUCAUUAAAAAUUGUAUUUUAUGUGUGCAUUCAUAUAUUAUUUUAUUAUAAUAUUGAUGUACAAUUACAGUAGACAGUACCG